Molecule: messenger RNA, 915 nt
Organism: Agrilus planipennis (emerald ash borer)
Lineage: Eukaryota; Metazoa; Arthropoda; Insecta; Coleoptera; Buprestidae
Product: Y+L amino acid transporter 2
Biological process (GO): amino acid transmembrane transport
Cellular component (GO): membrane
Molecular function (GO): L-amino acid transmembrane transporter activity
Source: RefSeq, a predicted model, not a curated record
UUUCAUUUCCAUUUUCCCCUUCUCGUUGGUAAUUCGUAGCGAUCGGAUCGACCAAAGCUGCUUGCUGUAUCUCUGUCCGAUGUUCACACAAUCUCGUUCCGGCAACGCAAGCGCUAUGGUUUUCAGCAACAUGUGCUAAAUACGCCGGUACUGGUUUGUUGAUUUCAAUUUAACACGUGUAGUAGAGCCGUUGGAAACCGUUUCAUUUUUACGCAGUGUGUGUAUGAACAACAUGUGGUUAGUGCUAUUCAUUAUGUAGUGAACUAUUCGGGUUUUCUUAUUCUGCGAAGCACUAGUUGAAAUAAGCGAUGAGUAAUUCUAUAGAGCUCGUGAACGGUGGUAACAAUGUCGUUGAACAGCAACCGACCGAGGGUGGUAAAGUAGAGCUGAAACGGAAAAUCACCCUUCUGAACGGAGUCGGUUUGAUAGUCGGAACAAUAAUAGGGAGCGGAAUUUUCGUUUCUCCCGCGGGUGUUUAUCAGAGUACGGAAUCGGUGGGUGUUUCGAUCAUAGUCUGGACUCUUUCUGGAUUGUUUUCAACUCUUGGCGCUUUGUGUUACGCUGAACUCGGUACUUCCAUAACCAGAUCUGGAGGUGAUUACGCGUACAUCUAUUUGGCUUUUGGACCACUGGCUGCUUUCGUUAGAUUGUGGGUCGCCAUUCUCAUUAUUAGACCAACCACUCAAGCAAUUAUCGCACUCACGUUUGCCCAAUAUGCAGUCAAGCCGUUUUUCCCCGAUUGCGAACCACCACAAAAUUCCGUCAGACUUCUUGCUGCCGUUUGCUUAUGCCUCCUUACCGCUGUCAACUGCCUUAGCGUUAGAUGGUCCAUGAGGAUCCAGGAUGUGUUCACUGUAGCAAAGCUAGCUGCGUUAGUGGCUAUUAUCCUAGUUGGAGUGAUUUAUCUCAUAGGCG